AUGCCACAGCUAGUAGGGUCCUUGCAAUGGAUCCGCAAUAUCGUCUUGAUCCCUCCAGAAACCAUGACCCCCCUCUACGAUCUCUUAAAAGGAAAGAAGCCAUGGGAAGAAAAAACUCUAACGGCAGAAGCAAUGAAUUCUCUCGACUUCAUCGAGAAACAGGUAUCAUCAAGUGCACUUGUCAGAUGGAACCCAAGUUUACCACUCGAUCUGUACGUGCACUUCACGGAAGGAGGGGGAGUAGGGGCAUUGGCCCAGGGACCCCCUGAAAAAGCUAAACCAAUACAAUGGAUAGUCCUGGGGAAAUCAUCACGUGCGUUCUCCCCAGGAGUGGAGUGCAUAGGUAACCUCAUCAUGAAGGGCAGGAAACUCGCCCUAAGACAUCUAGGCAUCGAACCUGCCACAAUAUACAUACCCUUUCGUAAGCAGGUCCCGAUGAAAUCAGUGGCAAUGUCAGAACAUCUAGCUAUAGCCCUCGUUGGAUUUGGAGGGGAAGUCCGGUACGCCGCGAAACCCCCUUGGACUCAAAUGCUGGCAGUUGUCGACAUCGACCUUCCAGGGAAGGUCAUGGACCGGCCCCAGUCGGGACCAACGGUCUUCACAGACGCAUCCUCAGUGACCUCAACUGCAGUAGCAGUAUGGCAAUCAGGAGGAGAAUGGCACUGCAUUAAAAUGACCGAUCGUGCGCUUUCAGUUCAACAGCUGGAAGCAGCGGCCGUAGUGUUAGCGUGCGGCCUGUUCCCAACAGAACAUCUCAACAUAGUAACAGAUUCAAUGUUCGUGGCCAAGCUUUGCUUAGCCAUGUCAGGGCCAGGCGUGUCAACAUCUCCAAUAGCUCUAAUGCUAGAAGAAGCGCUCUUUUCCCGACAAGGUACCAUAUCGAUCAUCCACGUCAACAGCCACGAUCCAAUUAAAGGGUUUUUCCAAACAGGUAACGAUAAAGCGGACGCCGCCGCUAAAGGAGUGUGGACACUAAGAGAUGCCCGUCAACUACACGAAUCCCUCCACAUAGGAGCUAAAGCGCUAGCCAGGAGAUGUGGGAUUUCAGCCACAGACGCGAAACACAUAGUAGCUACAUGUCCCCAUUGUCAAAAAGCACCACUGUGGUCCAGCGGAGUCAACCCCAGAGGCCUCAAAGCCUCCGAGGUGUGGCAGUCAGACUUUACGCUCUGUCAGUUACUGAAACCUCGAGCGUGGUUAGCGGUAACCGUAGACACAUAUAGCGGUAUGAUCGUAGCUACACAACACCUUAAGGUCGACUCUAAAACAACCAUCCAACAUUGGCUAACGGCCAUGGCGUGGCUCGGUGUCCCUAAUCAGAUCAAAACAGACAAUGGUCCAAAUUUUGUAUCUAAAUCAGUCCAAGCAUUCGCUCAGAAAUGGGGUAUUACUCUGGUACAAGGUAUCCCAUAUAAUAGCACAGGACAAGCCAUAGUCGAGCGAGCGAACCAAACUUUGAAAUCAAAAUUGGAGGUACUAGCAAAAUCAGAAGGUUUUACUAACGCUAUUCCCUCAGGAGAUCAGGCGCGCUUGUUAGCAACCGCUUUAUUAGCGCUAAACCAGUUCCCCAGAGGAGAUGAAGUAAAUAGUCCUGUCCAAAAACAUUGGGCCACUAGAGCGCUAGAAGAAGGCCCGUUAGUUGUAAUUAGAAAUGAGCUGGGAGAAUGGGAACAAGGGUGGAGGUUAGUCCUUACAGGGCGAGGAUAUGCCGCGGUUAAAAAAGAUGGCAUAAUCAAAUGGUGUCCGCUUAGGUCUAUUAAACCAGACCUUCAGAAUAAAACUGAUGACACUAACGAAAAUUGUGAGUUUCUGUUUACAGAACCGGAUCAUCAGACACCCUCGUAACCCGUAUACUUUGGUGGCGAAAGAAGUUGACAAGCCAACAAUCCUGUCUAAGCCUGGAAACCGACAUCGACAGAAACCAAGCAAUGGCAAAAUAGCCUUU
Calidris pugnax (ruff) is the source of this 1945-nucleotide messenger RNA. Its product is annotated as endogenous retrovirus group K member 6 Pol protein-like. Gene Ontology annotation, molecular function: RNA-directed DNA polymerase activity; RNA stem-loop binding; RNA-DNA hybrid ribonuclease activity. Lineage: Eukaryota; Metazoa; Chordata; Aves; Charadriiformes; Scolopacidae. Gene Ontology annotation, biological process: DNA integration; RNA-templated DNA biosynthetic process. The transcript has a single exon. Bases 1 to 1845 code for a protein of 614 amino acids. The record is from RefSeq and is a predicted model, not a curated record.